AUGGCCAUCUCCUCGCGCCUGGCGCUCUGGGAGCAGAAGGGAAGUAUCCGGGAAGAGGACCGGAGCCCGGCCCCGUCCUCCCCCCCGCUGCUCUUCUCCGUCAUUCCCGGAGGCUUCAUCAAGCAGCUCGUCCGGGAGACCGAGAAGGAAUCCAAGGAGGCAAAGCUGAAGAAGAAAACCAAGGAGAACGCGAAAGAGGACCCUCCGGGGACGGACGGCGCGGCCCGGGACACGCGUGCCGACGGAGGCGUGCCGAGCGCCAGGCAGCUGCUGCAGAACGGCCCCGGCGCGGGGAAGCAGGGAGGCGACGCCGCAGCCCCGGCCCUGCCGCAGCUGCCAGCGCCCGAGCCGGCCGCCCCGAGGACCGUCCCCAGCAAAGCCGCGGCGCCAGCCGCGCCGGUCCCCGAGCCCGCAGAGACCCCUCGGCCGGCGGCCCCCGAGGCCGCGGAGCCCCCCUGCACCCAGAGGAGCAGCCCCCCAGGCCAGGCGCCUCCGCGCAGCAGCCGGGGCCCCGCGAGGGACGGAGGUGUGCCCAGGAGGAAAGGUCCCGAAAGCGCCAAGAAGGAGAAGGUGGCACCCAGGAGCCGCGAGGAGCCGCCGGCCAAGGCCAAGAGGGAGCCGGGGCCGGCCAAGAAGGAACCAGGACCAGCCAAGAGGGAACCAGGACCGGCCAAGAAGGAACCAGGGCCGGCGAAGAGGGAGCCGGGGCCAGCCGAGAAGGAACCAGGACCGGUCAAGAAAGAACCAGGACCGGCCAAGAAAGAACCAGGACCGGCCAAGAAGGAACCGGAGAAAAUGAAGAAAGAAGCAGGAGGAGGCAAGGAGGAGCCAGGGGACGUCAAAGAGCCCAGAAAGGCUACGAAGGAGGUGCAGGGCUCCAAGGGGGAGCCAGGAGGCAUCCAGGGAAAGCCGGGAGCUGCUGUGGCAAAGGAGGUGGGGAAGGCUAAGGAAGAGGCUGGAGAAAGGCAAGAGGAGACUGGAGAAAGCACAGACCAAGACCAGGGGCCGAGGGACGCGUGGUACGAAGCCGAGAAAGUCUGGCUCGUGCAGCAGGACGGAUUUACGCUCGCCACGCAGCUGAAGCCGGACGUGGGGACCCCCGAGCUGCCGGCCGGCCGGGUGAGGGUCCGUCUGGAGGUGGACGGCAGUGUCACCGAGGUGGACGAGGACAAUGUGCACCGGACCAACCCCCCCAGCCAGGACUUCGCCGAGGACCUGGCGGCGCUGAGCAGCCUCAACGAGAGCAGCGCCAUCCACACGCUGCGGCAGCGCUACGGCGCCCAGCUGCGCGGCACCUACGCCGGGCCCAGCCUCGUCGCCAUCCGCCCCGGCCUCGCAGCCAAGGUGCCCCAGGCGAAGCGGGACGGCGCGCCGGGCCUCGUGUGCGCCAUGGCGCAGCGGGCCUACCGGAGCCUGCUGCUGCGGCGCCGCGACCAGGCCCUCCUGGUGCUGGGCCGCGCCGGCGCCGGCAAGACGGCCUGCUGCCGCAGCGCCCUCGAGUACCUGGCGGCCGCGGCGGGCGGCCCGGACGGCGCCGUCUCAGUGGAGAAGAUCCAGGCCAUGUUUACGGUCCUCGGAGCCUUCGGGUCGGUGACCACCAGCUGCAGCAGCAGCUCCACGCGCUUCUCCAUGGUCCUGUCGCUGGAUUUCAGCGCCGCUGGCCGAAUCACCGCUGCUCACCUCCAGACCAUGCUGCUGGAGAGAGUCCGCGUCGCCCAGCAGCCGCAGGGAGAGAGCAACUUCAACGUCUUCCCUCUGAUGCUGGCAGGCCUGGACGCGGCUCAGAGGACAAUGCUGCAUUUGCACCAGAUGGCUGAGAGCAACUCCUUUGGAAUCAAGCCAUUCGCAAAGCCCGAGGAGAGGCAGGCGGCCUCUGCAGCGUUCGCCCAGCUGCAGGCCGCCAUGGGCACGCUGGGCAUCACAGCGGAGGAGCAGCAAGCCGUCUGGCGGGUGUUAGCAGGCAUCUACCACCUGGGCGCUGCUGGGGCCUGUAAAGUCGGCAGGAAGCAGUUCAUGAAGUUCGAGUGGGCGAAUAAGGCCGCCGACGUCCUGGGCUGCGACGUGGAGGAGCUCACCACCGCCGUCUUCAAGCACCACCUCAAGCAGAUCAUCGAGCAGGUCGCGGCUCGGGGCAGCCGGCUGCCCCUGGAUGAGGACGGUCCUUCAGGGCCGAAGAUGACGGGCGUGGAGUGCGUGGAGGGGAUGGCUGCGGGCCUCUACGAGGAGCUUUUCGCCGCCGUCGUCUCCCUGAUCAACAGGUCCUUUUCGUCCCACCACCUCUCCAUGGCUUCCAUCACGGUGGUGGACACGCCUGGCUUUCACAACCCGCGGCAUCAGAGGAGGGAGCGAGCGGCCACUUUUGAGGAACUUUGCCACAACUACGUGCACGAGCGGCUGCAGGCCCUCUUCUACGAGAAAACGUUUGUCUCUGAAAUGGAGCGGUACAAAGAGGAAAAUGUUGAGGUGUCUUUUGAUCUUCCAGAGCGCUCUCCAAGGGCCACGCUGUCCGUCAUCGAUCUGAACCCAUCACAGCCGCAGGCGCUGCCCGGCGGUCCGGCCGCCGGUCCCCGGGGGCUGCUGUGGAUCCUGGACGAGGAGGUGCUGAUUCAGGGCUCUGGGGACAGUGCUGCCUUCGACCGCCUGUGCUCCUACUUUGCCAAAACAGGAGCUGACCCGGAGGAGGAACGCUACAUGCGCAAGUGCGAGCAGGUGCUGCAGUUUGAGAUCUUCCACCAGCUGGGCACAGACCCCGUUCGCUACGACCUCACGGGCUGGGUCAAGAAAGCCAAACUCAACUUGUCAGCACAAAACGCCAUCCAGGUCCUGCAGCAGUCCAAGGUAAACGCUCUGAAGGACCUGUUCCUGCCGCGGUCCAAAAUGCCCCUGCUUUGCCGCUCUGUGGCAGGUCUGGAGGGAUAUUCCCAGGCGGUCCUGCAGCGAAUUGGCUGCGUGAGGAAGACCUUCACCAACAGCUUUGCCGCCGUGAAGAGGAAAUCCGUGUGCGCUCAGCUCAAGCUGCAGGCGGACGCGCUCACAAACCUGCUCAAAAGGUCCCAGCUGCACUUCAUCCACUGCCUGGUUCCCGGAGCCGGGGCGGACGGCGAGGACGGCGCGGGACCUCAGCCCCCCGCGCCGCCCGACGGAGACCUGCGGCUGGACGUCCCGGCCCUGCGAGCCCAGCUGGCGGGUGCCCAGCUGCUGGACGCCGUGCGCCUCUACCGCACCGGUUACGCGGAUCACCUGCCCCUGACGCAGUUCCGGCGCCGCUUCCAGGUGCUGGCUCCGGAGGUGAUGAGGAAACACACAUCCGCCUACGAGGUGCCGGACGAGAGCAAGGCGAUAGAAGAGCUCUUCCAGGCGCUCGAUCUAGAGAAGAAAAGCAUCGCAGUAGGACGCAGCCAGGUUUUCCUGAAGCCGGGGGUCAUCUCCAGGCUGGAGAAGCAGCGCAACAAGCUGAUAUCCCAGAAAAUGAUCCUCCUGCAGGCAGCUUGCAAGGGCUUCCUCAGCCGGCAGAAAUUCAAGAGGUUGAAGAUUCAGCGCCUUGCCAUCCGGUGCAUCCAGAAGAACCUGGUGGUCUUCCAGGCUGUGAGGCAUUGGUCCUGGUGGCAGCUGAUGAGCCGCGUGCGGCCCUUGCUCAGCAUCAGUGUUGCAGAAGAUCAGCUCCGUGCCAAAGAAGAGGAGCUGGCAGCGCUAAGAAGAAAGCUGGAAAAAUCAGAGCAGUCAUGCAGUGAGCUCAGGCAGAACACAGAAAAGCUGGAAAGCAAGAUCAUCGACCUGACGACGGAGCUCGCGGACGAGCGCUACAAGGGCGAUGCCGCCUGCCAGGCGCUGGACGGGGAGCGGGCCGAGAGGCUGCAGGCCGUGCGCCAGCUGCAGGAGCUGCAGAGCAAACACGACCAAGUGCAGAAGAAACUGGAGUUGGUGGAAAAGCAGCUGGAGGAGACCCAGCAGCUGGUUCAGUUGCGCGAGAUGAAGCUCAGCGGCUCCGGAGGAGAGGACGAGUGGCAAGUGCGGUUCGAGUGCGCGCAGACGGAGAUCGGGUUUCUGCGGAAGCGGCUGGCCCAGCUGGAGGAGCGGCUGGAGGCCGAGCGGGGCUCGAGGACGGAGCUGGAGCAGAAGCUCGGCGAGGUGCAGGCUGCUUACGACGCUGCCAAGAAGGCGGCCCAGCAGAUGAGGAGGAAGUGCAAGCGGCUGGCCUGCGACCUGGAGGACGCGCGGGUGCUCACCGAGAGCCAGCAGAGCCGCAGCCACGAGCUGGAGAAGAAGCAGAAGAAGUUUGACCUGCAGUUGGCCCAGGCCCUGGGCGAGUCUGCUUUUGAGAAGAGCCUCCGUGAAAAAGUGACGCAGGAAAACACCAGCAUCAGAUGGGAGAUGGCCAAACUUCAGCAGAGCCUAGAGCAGAAGGAGGCGGAAGCCCGCGGGCUGGCGCAGCGGGCGGCCCAGCUGGCCGGGCGCGUGGAGGAGCUGAGCGCGCCCAGCGCCCGCGACGCCCGCGCCGUGCCGGCCCUGCGGAAGCAGCUCUGGGACCUGGAGGCCAGCGCCGCCGAGCAGCAGAAGGAGCUGGCGCGGCAGACAGCCGCUGUGGACCACCUGGAGCAGCUCCACCAGCGGCUCGAGCUGGAGGUUGAGCGGAUGAAGCAGAUUCACCAGAAGGAGCUGGAGGACAAGGACGAAGAGCUGGAGGAUGUGCGGCAGUCCUGCCAGCGGCGGCUCCGGCAGCUGGAGAUGCAGUUGGAGCAGGAGUACGAGGAGAAGCAGAUGGUGCUGCAUGAGAAACGGGACCUGGAAGGGCUCAUCGGCACCCUGUGUGAGCAGAUCGGCCACCGGGACUUCGACGUGGAGAAGCGGCUCCGGCGGGACCUGCGGAGGACGCGGGCGCUGCUGGCCGACGUGCAGCUCCUGCUCGCUGCCGCGGCCGACCCCGGCACCUCACCCGGCAAGGAGGAGCUGGAGAAAGCUCGCAGGCAGCGGGAAGAGAGCGAAGCGAGAUGUGCGGAGGCCCAGGCGUCUCAGAAGACGAUGGCCCUGGAGCUGGAGAACCUGCACACGGAGCUGGAGACGCUCAGCCGGAACAAGAACGCGGUUGAGGAGCAGCUCUACCAGCUGCAGCACGAGAGAGCAGAUCUGCUGAGACGCGUCGAUGAGGACCAGGAGGAUCUGAAUGAACUCAUGGAAAAGCACAAGGCUCUGAUCGCCCAGUCUGCAACAGAUAUCGCUCAGAUUCGGGAGCUGCAGACCCAGGUGGAGGAAGUAAAGAAGGAAAAACAAAGUCUUCAAGAGAAACUGGGGACGGCGGAGGCGAGGCUGGCGCAGCUGGGGCGCUCGACGGUGGAGCGGGCGCUGGUCGGGCGGCAAGAGGCUCGCGUCUGCGACCUGCAGAACCGGCUGGAGUUCCAGGCCGUGCAGAUCCGCCGCUUCGAGGUGCUGGUGCUGCGCUUGCGGGACAGCAUCAUCAAGAUGGGCGAGGAGCUGGAGAAGGCGGCCGAGUCGGAGGCGCGACAGAAGGAGAACGCCAAGUACUACCAGAUGAGGAUGGAGGAGAUGAAGGCGGACAUGAACGAGCUGGUUCAGAGGGAGCUGGAGUCCAGCCGCCGGCGCAUGGAGCUGGAGACGCGGGCGGACGAGCUGGCAGCGGUGCGGCAGGCGCUGCAGGCCGACCUGGAGACGGCCAUCCGGCGCAUCGCGGACCUGCAGGCGGCCCUGGAGGAGGUGCGGAGCGGCGACGAGAGCGACGGCGACAGCGUGCAGACGGCCCGGGAGUCGCCCUGCUCGAGGAGCGAGAUGGACGCCCGCUCCAGCCUGGGCUCGGCGCUGAGCCUGGAGCCGGACGAGAGCAUCCGCUCCUGGCUGGGCUCGGCGGCGGGCUGGUCCUCCCCGGCGGGGAGCAGCGUGGCCGGCAGCUUCUCGGCGCGGUCCGGCGGCAGCCGCAGCACCCGCAGCCUCAGGAUGGACAAAGAUGUCAAAGAAGCAGAAAUGAGCCGUCCAGCGUCAUCCCUCGGUGCCGGAAGGUCCGUUGAUGCUGCGGAUGCUGGAAAGGUUGCAAGUCCUUUGCUUGGUGCUAGAAGACGGGAAUAUGGAAAAGCUGCAGCAGACAGAGAGGAGCUGGAGAGUCAGCAGAGACCGGCAGAGAGCCGAGGAGUGACCUCUCCCGCUCCGGCGAGGAGAUGGACCUCUCCCGCCCCGGAGGGGAGGUUUCCCAGCCCGCUGUCUCCAACUGUGACAAGAAGGAAACUGUCUUCUGCAGCAGAAGACAAGCUCCCCAGCUCUUCAUUCGCACUGUCGGAGUACGUAGAGGAGCUGAGGAGGAAAAGGGCAACGGAAAAAGAGCAGGGAGCGCUGGGCUUGGAUGACGCCUCUCCCCUACCGAUUUACCAAACGACUGGUGCUUCAACCCUCAGACGCUGCAGGACUCUCAGGGAGGCUGAUGAUUUCCCUGUGAAGCUUGAAGCGAAUGAGCCAAGAGAAAGCGGAGGAGCGCCGGGAAGCCCUGGCCUCCUACGGUCCUCCAGCCUCAGAUGUGCGGCCUCGGAGAAGACGGAGCCGGCACGCUCUCCGGUGCUAAAACGCGUAUCGAAGUUUGGCUCCUAUGACUCACUGCUGCAAAAUAUUGAUAAUUCCUUCCCCCAGCUGAGCUCACCUGCUGCGGGAGCAGAUGCGCUCAGUGCUUCGCGACUCAGAUCGUGGAGAAGCUGCCUCGAGCCGUCGUUAGAGGAAGGAGAUGACGUCGACGUGGGGAAGGAUCCUCUGGUGUUUCAGAGCAAGCGGCUCGGCCCCGGCCUGGGCGAAGGGCAGGAGAGCGACCCGUUCAGCUGGAAGAUACCAACCCUCAACUACGAGCGGAGAACGAACGUCGACUUCGAUGACUUCCUCCCGGCCAUGCGGAAAUCGUGCUCGACGAGCAGCCUGGCCAAGCCCGGCAAGGACAGGAAGGACGGCCAGAGGCCGCUGACGGUUCGCUUUGAGGAUCAGGCCACAGCAGACGGUUCGGCCUCCUCCGAGAUAAAGCCGACGUCGAAGCCAAGCUCGGCGGCCAGGGAGGGCUCCGGGAACCUCUCCGACUCCUCCUCGUCCUCCGGCUCGGCUCGCUCCUUCCGGAGCGCCGACAGCAUCAAGCGCCGGCCCCGGCGGCCCGACGGGGAAGGGUGCAGCAGCGUCGCCGAGAGCCCCAGGGAGCCCAGGUGGUCGGAGGCCGAAGGCAAGGAAGACGAUGUAAAUAGUAUUAUGAAGAAAUACCUGGGAAAAGACUAAGUAUCCGGAAGCUGAGAGCCUACCUGAAGCUGUUAUAAUUUCGCAGCUGUUUGAAGACAGAGGCGUCUGUGGUUUUGACUGGCUCCGUGCGCCCGGAGACAUCGUCCUUUUCCCAGACGCGUCACGCUGGCAGGGCAGCCGGCGGUGCGGUGUGUGCUGCCGCGGGAGGGAGGCUGCACGCUGAUGUCUGCUUGGUUUUUACAAAAUAAAAUCUUUGCUUCUUUGA
Dromaius novaehollandiae (emu) is the source of this 7474-nucleotide messenger RNA. RefSeq names its product myosin XVIIIB (gene MYO18B). Lineage: Eukaryota; Metazoa; Chordata; Aves; Casuariiformes; Dromaiidae. Bases 1 to 7248 code for a protein of 2415 amino acids. The transcript has 43 exons. The record is from RefSeq and is a predicted model, not a curated record. Gene Ontology annotation, cellular component: myosin filament; myosin II complex; cytoplasm. Gene Ontology annotation, biological process: actomyosin structure organization. Gene Ontology annotation, molecular function: ATP binding; cytoskeletal motor activity; actin filament binding.